UUGAUUCUCUCGUUUCGCGCAGGGAAUGCGCGGCAGAGCAUUUCGCAUUUUCUGAGUGGCGUCUUUGGGGCCGAGAUAUCCAAUCGGGUUGAUGAGAUCUUGAUGUUUAACGAAGUGACGAGGGAAGAUGUGGAGAAAAUGGUUGACUUUAUGGUCAGCGACUUCGCAAAGAGGAUUAAGAGAUUGGGAGAGAGGUCGAUUGAAGUUGAAGUGACCGAAGGGAUGAAGAAUCGGGUGGUGGAAGAAGGGUACGACCCGCCGACAAGUGGCGGAGCGAAGCCGUUGAAGAGUGCGUUCGCGCGGCUGGUGGAGAAUCCAUUGGCUGAUGCCGUUUUGGAAAUGAGGACUGGAAGUGACGAAUAUGUUGUUGCUAGACUGGAUUACCAUCCUGAUUUUGGCCCGUCUUUACGUAUUUUAUAUGUGGGAGAACAGCAAUAUGUAAGCCGCGAAUACUAG
Messenger RNA from Linum tenue, 456 nucleotides. The record is from the annotation of a GenBank genome assembly. NCBI's taxonomy places the organism in Eukaryota, Viridiplantae, Streptophyta, Magnoliopsida, Malpighiales, Linaceae.